AUGUCCACAGCCUCGAGCAUCGCGAUCCGCCGCACGUUGGGCUUGCCCGUGACGCUUUCGCGCGCCCAGCGGCGCUGGGCACGUGUCCACGACGUGCGCUUCGUCACGACGCACCGGGAUCAACAACGCAUCUUGGACCGGUACCGAGAGAAGCUCGAACGGAAGGCUAAAGAAGAGGGUCUCGGUUCCGUGUCCUCGCUGAAAGAGGCCUACAAGGAUAAAAUCGAAGAACUUCGGCGGUCUGCUUCAGUCCUGCCGUCAGGGCCCCAGGCCUCUCCUUCAGCGGCAGCGUCGACCCCCGCUUCUCCUUCACCUCUACUCUCGCCUUCGCCUUCGCAGACGACAAAGCAGUCUCCGUUCCAGCAGCCCCCGCCCCCGCCGCCUACCGCACAACCUACAGUGUCCGAGUCCAGUGCACCCGGUAUUCAGCCACUGUCUUCUUAUCUCAAUCUAGAGAAGGUGGCGUCUCUGUCAAAUAAAGAGGUUGAAUACAUAUGGAGGCUUCGACACGCUAGUGACCCGCGUUCGCUGUGCGCCGUUAUUCCCCUCGACACAUACAACCGGAUUUACCGCACUGCCAGAACCCAUCCCCAGUUCGUUCUUCCACUCCCACGCCCGGCUGCUGAUGAUGGAAGCGGGGAUGUAAAGCAGUCCCCGCAAGGAUUCGAGGGAGGCGAGCGUUCUGCCGCAGAUAUCCAUUUCAUGCAAUGGGGAUUCCAUCCUCCAGCCUGCGUGUCACCGACUCCGGGUUCGAAGACGGCAAAUAACCAUACAAGCACCGUCAUUUUCACGCAUUUGGCCGCAUACAAGCUCCAUGGAACCUAUGCACCGCCGCAUACAACGAUAACACACUAUCUCGACCUCGCCGACUCACAUGGCCUUGUCUUGCUAAGUGGAUCUGUCGUUGAUGGAGGCGGAGUCAGCGCGGAAGAAGGCAGGUGGUUGUUGAUGUGCCUGCAAAGAUUCUAUGACUAUGAAGGGCACGGCGGAGGCAUCGGCCGUGAAAAGCGGCAAGGGUUGUUGGAGAAGUUCAGUAAAGGCGAUCAGGGAUUCAACUUAGAAGAACUGGUUGACGAAGCCGAAAGAAUAUCGUAA
Molecule: messenger RNA, 1095 nt
Organism: Capronia epimyces CBS 606.96
Lineage: Eukaryota; Fungi; Ascomycota; Eurotiomycetes; Chaetothyriales; Herpotrichiellaceae
Exons: 2
Coding region: 1-1095 (364 amino acids)
Biological process (GO): mitochondrial proton-transporting ATP synthase complex assembly
Cellular component (GO): mitochondrion
Source: RefSeq, a predicted model, not a curated record